Messenger RNA from Drosophila albomicans, 1402 nucleotides. Its product is annotated as histone H3-like centromeric protein cid. Lineage: Eukaryota; Metazoa; Arthropoda; Insecta; Diptera; Drosophilidae. Gene Ontology annotation, molecular function: DNA binding; structural constituent of chromatin; protein heterodimerization activity. Gene Ontology annotation, cellular component: nucleosome. The transcript has a single exon. Bases 103 to 1005 code for a protein of 300 amino acids. The record is from RefSeq and is a predicted model, not a curated record.
UGCAACUGUAGACAACAUCAAGCAACGCUGUACACCAAAAAAAAGAGCGCGCAGUAGAAAGAUUAAUUUUUCAAGUUGUUUACUUUCAAAAUUUAGUUUAAAAUGAGACCACAAAGAUCACCAAUAAAAAGUAAAGCCAAAAAACCAUCCAAACCAGAUACCGACAUUUCAGAUGAUGAAACUCAAUUUCAAUCACCGGAUUUCAAUGAUGGUACUGACUAUGGCCUGGAGUUCACCACAAGCCAUAUUUCACCUCUUCGGCAUCCAAGCUCGACGCUACGCAAGGCUGAUAAGAAUCCGCAACACGAUGCGGCAACAUCCAACUCUGAUGCGGAUGAAGAUUAUUCGUCAUCAGCACGCCGUAAUCAGCAAAUCCUCAGAAAGUCACCUCGCAAGUCUCAUCGACGAGGUCAGAACGAUCCGGAAUCAAGCUACCAUGAAGACCAGGAAAACCAGACGCCGACUAAUACACCCACAAGCCGACCGACCAAUAAGCAAAAAUCAAAUAAUUUUCCGCCGCCGCGUCACCAUGCAAAGUCAGUCCCACAAAAUUCCCAAAUAUCAAAUAAUGAGCCUGAUGAUGAUGAUGAUAUGGAGGAAUCAAGCUGUUUUGAGGAAACCCAGCCGUCACCCAAACCAGCCGUUAAGCAGUCGAAUCAGCGAAAAUCAAUUGCCAUGAAUCGCAAGCGAAAGCAACCAAGGCCAGAGCGUCGGGAAAUUAAGAUGAAUCGUGAGAUAAAUCGAUUGCGGAACAUAACCGAGACUUUCUUGAUACCGCGAUUACCAUUUUCGCGUCUGGUGCGCGAGCUUCUCUUGCAACAGAACUCUGAUGUGCACAUGGUAACUAUGGGUGCCCUGGAAGCUUUGCAGACUGCAUCCGAAAUGUAUUUGACGCAGCGUUUCGAAGAUGCCUAUUUGAUGACCAAAUUUCGAGGUCGUGUUACUCUUGAGGUGCGAGACAUGGCGGUCGUUGCAUAUUUCUGUAAAUCCUAUGGCGGUAUCUAAGACUAUCCAUUAAUUCUCAUUCUCUUUUAUUGUUCGCAUAAGUAUUGCUGUAUAUUAAAGCCCUUUACAUCGUUAUCCAAAAAGUUAUGAAGGUAUUUCACAUGUUCAAUAUUAAUUGUCUUUGUGCCAUCGCUUGAAUCUCAACAAACACAAUAAGAGGCGCGCGAAAUACUUCAUGUAUUGGAAAAAUAGAUUCCAUUAGAAUUUGAAUGUUAUACUUUUGUCAUAUAGCAUUUAUAACUUCGAAGAAAUCUUUAUAAAUUUGAGAGUCGAAAUAAAAUUGUUUAACGAUAAAUUAAAAAAUACCGGUUGUUAUCUCCAAAGUACAUAUGGUUUAUUGUUCAUUCAUCGUUAUUUUUUUUAGAACAUAAGUUCAACAUUCAACAAGCCAUAGAUG